Molecule: messenger RNA, 1552 nt
Organism: Chilo suppressalis (striped riceborer)
Lineage: Eukaryota; Metazoa; Arthropoda; Insecta; Lepidoptera; Crambidae
Source: the annotation of a GenBank genome assembly
CAACAUGCAGGCCGGCAGGGUGAUAAUGGCUUGUGGGGCAGGUAGAACUACUGUAUCAGUUAUCUUCGCGUCUGGACUUCACCUUCACUUAACAUCAAGUGGGGUGGAGUCAUUUGUCGGACCUACGAGUAUCUAGAAAAAAAACUUUCAGCCAAAGGCACUUAAAUCCCCGUAGCAUGCGUUUUCUGUUAGUUUUUACCACUGGUCACUCGUAACAUCAAGUCUGGUAAAACAAAUUGUGUAAAUAGAAAUGUAUUGCGUCCGGAGUAGGGUGCGGCCAAGCGCGCGCACUUCAACAACAAAUCGGCCGUCGAGCUGACACCGCCGCCCGACGAGCUGGUACCCAUGCUACCCGAUGAGGGGUUCCAGGUGUCCACCGUCAUCGCCGGCCUCAUGCCCGAUUCCUUUGGGGAGAUGUUCAACUUUCUCGACGGAGACAGCUUCGGAAUAGGACCGAUGCACGAGUUCGUGUACGGUUGGCAAGCGAUAGUCAACACAAUGAGUAUGAAGAAUAACGUCGAAGUUCGCAAGCGCGCCGGCUUGCAGCGGUUCGCGUUGGCCGGUAUAAACGGGAUCACCCUGAUCUCGCACAUCGGCGUGACGGAGAUCAUGAUCAACGGGACGAGGUCUUAUUGCUUCGGCGGCGUGUCGAGGCCUCCUGGCAGAAGAAGUGUUAUAUGCAAGGGUGCGAUGUAUCAAGAGGGAAGAUUUACAUGCAAAGUGCCCUACCUCAGGUACCCAACCGUCUUAGGCUACAGAUAUUGUAUCGACAAAUAUGCUGCUGUCUCCACGAUGGACGGCACAUAUAGAACAACGUUCUGCGCUCGCGGCGAAUCCAUACCCAAGUUCCAUUACGACUAUAUCUGCGAGCGCAAGGAUAUAAAAUUGAAGAGAAUCAACCUCACUGACCCCAACGAGAGGUUCAACAUUCGGAACCCGGUAGUACGCCGGGCUGAAUAUUACAGGGCGCCUUAUGACAUACUGAAGGCCUGUCCUGAUUGGUAUGGAUGCAACCUUAGGAUAUCGAAUGAUGCGCUCCAUCACGAAGAACAGUUGGCCAAGUUACCGUUGGACGCGAACGAGACAGCCUUCGUCGGCCACGGCGGAAAGUAUUGGUUGGCCCUCUAUUACACUCAGCUGUCUACUUAUGCGAUAUAUUUCCAAGCGCAUGGCGAAUAUCCCUGGCAAUCGAACAGGCCGAUUGUGUCCGUUGAUAAAGGUGGCAUCUGGGAACAACUGCUCAAGGCUAACAUUGGGCCGGACAUGAAUCUGCACUACAAUUUGAACGGCAUCUACAACAGGUACCCUGGCUCGGCACCAGUGGCGCCGGACGUUAUGAGAAAUGACGGCCAAGUACAGCCAGCUAACUUCAGAACUGACACUCGAGAUGCGCCGUCUGAAGAUAUUUUGCUAGGAAAAAUUGAAGGAGAUAAUUCCUACACCAAAUUCAUUCAUGACUCGCAGAUACAAGCAAACUUCGAACACGGGAAGAACUUCUAAUAUAUUUAUGUUUUUAAUACCUUCUUUUUCAUUCUAAUAAAGGUACUUAUUA